AUGCCUCGCCGAAGGCGAAUUCUUGCGACAUUGCCCUCUCUAGCUAUUAUUAUCAUCACAACUUUUUUUCUUUUCAACAUCUAUGUGAAAUCGCAGUCAAAAUUCACUUCUCAGACUGCUGCAACUCCCCAUGAUUCACAUCAACCAAAAAUCCAGUUCAGCCUCCUAAUCGGGAUACUAACCCGGGCUGAUGCUUAUGAUCGUCGCCAUUUUCUCCGCCUCAUUUAUGGAAUACAAUCCUCUGCUAUAGCCAAAAUUGAUGUGAAGUUUGUAUUUUGCAACCUCACCAAGCCUGAGCAAAAAUUACUGAUCUCUCUCGAAAUUCUACGUUACAAUGACAUUAUAAUUCUCAACUGCUCAGAAAACAUGAACAGUGGAAAGACCUACACAUACUUCUCCUCUCUGCCAGGGAUCCUUCCUCACCGCUAUGACUAUGUGAUGAAGGCUGAUGACGAUGUGUACUUGAGGCUCGAGCCACUAGCAUUGUCACUUUCGGUUAAGCCCAGGUCAGAUUUGUAUUACGGAUUUGUAAUUCCCUGUCCUAGCAUGAACCCCUUUGUCCAUUACAUGUCAGGAAUGGGAUUUGUGCUGUCGUGGGACCUUGUGGAAUGGAUUAGGGAAUCUGAAAUCGCGGCAAAAGAUAUUAGUGGACCGGAGGAUAGGCUAGUAGGAAAAUGGUUGGACAUGGGGAACAAGGCGAGGAACAGAUAUUCUAAUAAGCCAGCAAUGUAUGAUUAUCCAGGAACCAAUGGAAGAUGUUCGCAUGAGCUCAUUCCAGAUACUAUUGCGGUUCAUAGGCUCAAGAGGUGGGAUCAGUGGCAGAAUGUGCUUAACUAUUUCAACGUCACCAGGCAACUUAAGCAAUCCAAACUCUACACUAUAUGA
Daucus carota subsp. sativus is the source of this 885-nucleotide messenger RNA. RefSeq names its product hydroxyproline O-galactosyltransferase GALT3. Gene Ontology annotation, molecular function: hexosyltransferase activity. NCBI's taxonomy places the organism in Eukaryota, Viridiplantae, Streptophyta, Magnoliopsida, Apiales, Apiaceae. Gene Ontology annotation, cellular component: Golgi membrane. Bases 1 to 885 code for a protein of 294 amino acids. The record is from RefSeq and is a predicted model, not a curated record. The transcript has a single exon.